Neurospora crassa OR74A is the source of this 566-nucleotide messenger RNA. RefSeq lists its product as hypothetical. Bases 174 to 566 code for a protein of 130 amino acids. The record is from RefSeq and is a predicted model, not a curated record. NCBI's taxonomy places the organism in Eukaryota, Fungi, Ascomycota, Sordariomycetes, Sordariales, Sordariaceae. The transcript is spliced from 2 exons.
CGAGGAAGGAACUAACUCGACUUUGGGCUGCCCAUUGUUUCCUCUUUCGCAUCACUUGCGUGCUGGGUAAUCCUUCAACUAUCUCAAACUCGCUCCAGUGACCGCUUCCACGCCUCAAGCAAAGAAACAGGCAUUCACGGAGUCCUUUGAGUGCAGAUCUUUUGACAGUCACCAUGGCCUCAACUCCGCAACUUCCGUCGAAGGAUGAUCCUGACCACCCGCUCAACCUCCUUCCAAUCCCCGAGCUGAAGGCGGAUCUUUCGAACUUUAUGCAGUGGCGACAUAUUUUGUGUUUCCAUCUUCAGUACAAGAAGUUGACACGCUACGUCGUAGACAUCAAAUUCGACGAGUCUUCCACGGAGGAAGAGCGCCAGAUCCAGGAGAUGGAGGCAAUGCAUGCUUAUUCUCUCAUUGCUUCGAAGAUUGAGAACAUUGCCCCUCUCUUCGAAAAGGUCAUGGGAAGACAUUUCUAUCAAGCCGAUUCAGGACUAUUCCACCACGAGCCGGCCAAGCUUUGGGACGACAUCAUUAAGUUCCGGCGCCUCACUCGUAAACCCGAUGCUUAA